Molecule: messenger RNA, 3597 nt
Organism: Cladophialophora carrionii CBS 160.54
Lineage: Eukaryota; Fungi; Ascomycota; Eurotiomycetes; Chaetothyriales; Herpotrichiellaceae
Exons: 3
Coding region: 1-3597 (1198 amino acids)
Source: RefSeq, a predicted model, not a curated record
AUGCCCUCCAAGAAGAAGGCCAACACGCAGGUUCAUCCCGCCAUUCCACAGCCACUGCCCUUGAAGAAGACUGCCUCUACACAACCCUUGCCAAAAUCCGGCCCAGCCACUUCGUCCACCCCAUCUUUGAACAGUCAGACUGCUGCCACGAAGACGGAUGCCGAUCUCAGAACGGGCGACACCACUGAGUCCGCCGGAGAACCCGCUCCAACUCCUGCUGUCAACCGCAAAAAGCAGAAGAGGCGAGAGAAGGAGGCUGCAAAACGAGCCGCGGAGCAGGACAAAACCGUCAAGAGUCUCCCAAAUGGCCACGUAACUGCGGGCGCCAAACCCAAUGGCCAACUACCGCCGGUCAAACAAGGCAGAGGGCCGGUCAAGGGCUAUUUCACCGAAGAACCGGACUACCAGGACUCUGCAGAUCCUGCAUACCCGGAAAUUGAGAGUCCUGAGGAAGCAUUUUACAGCGGCGACGAGGAUCCCAACGGCGUAGAAGGUGCAGAAGCGGUCCGCGACAGUUCGUGGCUCAACACGAGCAAGCGAAAAAAGUCAAAGACGACAAACGAGACGCUAUCUAGGACCUCCACCAUGCUCUCUCGCUCCAAUAUCCCACCUUUGUCGAGUGCGGCCAUGCGAGCCUCGCAGCGUCUGUCGAGCGACCACAUCUGGAACACUUCGACGCAGGCUGAACGGGAGAACAUCAAGCAGUUUUGGCUGGAGCUGGGCGAAGACGAGCGGAGAUCGCUGGUUAAGGUCGAGAAGGAGGCUGUGCUGCGAAAGAUGAAGGAACAGCAAAAGCACUCUUGCAGUUGCUCCGUCUGUGGUCGCAAGCGGACAGCUAUCGAGGAGGAACUCGAAGUGCUUUACGACGCCUACUACGAGGAACUUGAGCAGUUCGCCAAUCACAAUACGGACCUCUCGCAAGCGCCGCAUCUAAUACCACCCCGAACGACGUACAAUAGAGCGCAUCCGAUGGCCGGCUCAUACCCUUCGCGGAGUCGAAUAAAUGAGAUCGAUGAGGACGAGGAAGAUCUCGAAGACGAUGACGACGAGGAGGAGUACGACGAUGAGGACGACGAAGGCUACAGCGACGACGAUGGCGAGCUUGACGACCAUGGAUUGCCGCCUGGUCCUCCCGAUUUCUUCCAGUUCGGCAAUUCUCUCACGGUCAAGGAUGGCAUCCUUACGGUAGCAGACGACCUGCUCAAGAAUGACGGGAAGCAUUUCAUUGACAUGAUGGAGCAAUUGGCGGAGAGACGCAUGCAACGUGAGGAAGAAAUUCGUUAUCCUUCCUCGGCUUUUGCUCAUCGAAAUCUCCAUCAAGGUCACAAUCAUCCUCCCAUAGACGACGAUGAUGAUUAUGACGACGAGGAAGACGACGAGGAAUAUGACUCGCAAGAUGAGGACGACUAUGAGGGCGAUGACAUGGACUCCAUGACCGAAGAACAGCGCAUGGAAGAAGGUCGCCGGAUGUUCCAAAUCUUUGCCGCACGGAUGUUCGAACAACGCGUCCUAACAGCAUAUCGAGAGAAAGUGGCAGCAGAACGACAGAAGAAGUUGCUCGAAGAACUCGACGAAGAGACUCGCCUGGACACCCAACGAGAAGCGAAGAAGGCGCGAGAAGCUGCCAAGAAGAAGGAGAAGAAGCGCCUUCAAAAGCAAGUCAAGGACGAGGAGAAGGCCAAGAAGGAUGCUGAAAAGGCGGCUCAAGAGGCUGCUGCCCGAGCGGCCGAAGAGAAGCGACUAGAGGAGCAACGCCAGCGUCGAGAAGAACAGAGAAAGAAACGAGAAGCUGAAAAGAAGGCUGCCGAGGAAGAAAGACUCCGCAAGGAAGCUGAAAAGCACCGAAAGCAGCAAGAAGCACGUGAACGACAGAUCGAACAAGAACGCAAGGCCCGGGAAGCCAAAGAGCGCGAGCGGCAGAAGCGAGAAGAGGCCAAGAAGAAGGAACGUGAGGAACGGGAAGCCAAAGAAAAGGAGGCCAGAGACCGGAAGGCUAAAGAGGAACUGGAGAAGAAGGCUCAAGACGAGCACGUCCGCAAACAAAAGGAAGCUGUGCUGAAGUCAGAAAAGGAAGCCAGGGAUCGUGCACCUCAACCUCAGCCGCCGAAACAUCAGCCUGUGGCACUUCCACCAGGCCUGCAACCUCCAUCCCGGGGCCCGAGCCUACAUUCUCCUCAUGUUGCUAUUGCAACACCGGCCAUUCCUCCCAAAGUUCCGACCCCUGUACGGAACAGACAGCCUUCACAGCCUGGUCCGGUUUCUCACGGCUCGUCGCCACGGUCCCAAAAAGCCAGCACCGAUAUCUCGAGGAGUUCCGUGUCCCCAGCCACAGCCGUAAUGCCGCAGACUCCUGCACAGGGUCAGCCUGUAAAGACGCACGGUCAGCCCCCACCGUUGCACCACCCACAACCUUCCGCCCCGAGAUCACCGCUGAACAAUCACGGUCGAGGACAAUAUCCAUUCCACAUGAAUGGCCUGCCAGGAUUGGGAGUCAGUGGUCCGCCGUUGGGGCCUCCUGGGAUGAUGCCCACUAUGAUGCCGCCAAUGAUGUAUCAAGCUCCUCCCAUGAUCAAUCAGCAGAGAUUCGCUCAGAAUGGCCUGCAGUAUCCACCAGGAUUUCCGCGACCGUUCCAACCAGGUCAGCAGAUGCCAUUUGUUCCACAGCCCCAGGGCCAAGCACCUCCGAUGGUCAAUCAACAACCGGUACCGCCAAAUCCUCAGAUGCAUUCCAGACAGCCAUCAAACGAGCACGCUCUCACAGGCCGCCCCGGAGGGUUAGGUCCCAUUGCUCGACCAUCUAGCACGACGCCAGACAAGCAGAAACCGGUGGGGAAGACGCCAGAUGCCGAGGUGGAGCAGUUGACGACGCAGCUGGGUAGCAAAGCCCUCUUGGACGAUUCAGAUGCCCCAUUCGAUACGGCCGAUCCGCGAGCAAAUCUCCCGCCUGUUGGUCCACCCGGAUCUGCGAGGCUACCCUUCGUCAGCAGUUUCCCAGAACACAAGCAAGAACCCUUUGGAAUGGGAGGUCCUGGUUGGGGCGGCUUCAAUCCUGCCAUGACACCGAGUCCAAAUUGGGGACCGCCCGGCGUACAGCGACCUAGCCCAGGCUGGGGACAGCCGCCAUUCGGGGCUAUCGGUGGCCCUCAGCCCAUCUCAAGGUCACAUCUACCUCGUCCAAUCGCAGUAAGAUUGAUGCUCGUUCAAGCAUGUCGUCAGCUGUCCCAAAGUCCAGCCGCCAAUCCCGAAGGUUAUCAUCCUGUUCAAGCGGUUCUGCGUCAACUCGAAACUCUCAAAGUACCUGGAGAAGCGUCAGUGUCGAUGGACGAGAUGCUAGGGAUUUGUGACACGGAAGGCAAUUCACAGAAUGGAGGGGGGUCCUUCGAAGUGAUCAUGGAUAAAUCCAGAGGACAAGUGGUCAAGUUUGUCGAAGACACCCCUAGUCAACCACCUCGAGGCAGCGUGGGAGAGAUUGGCAGUCCCAUCCUGGGACACAGUCAACACAUCCACCACACAAGUCCCCUUGGAGGCAUUGUUGGGCAGCCAGUUGGUCCAGUCGGCCAGGCGAGCAGCUUUGGACCUCCAGGCCGGAACUUCUAG